Molecule: messenger RNA, 495 nt
Organism: Necator americanus (New World hookworm)
Lineage: Eukaryota; Metazoa; Nematoda; Chromadorea; Rhabditida; Ancylostomatidae
Exons: 1
Coding region: 1-495 (164 amino acids)
Molecular function (GO): nucleic acid binding
Source: RefSeq, a predicted model, not a curated record
AUGCCGGAUCCUUUCGUGAAAGGUGAAAUUCAUGAGAAGAAGGUCAUGGUGAGCGUCUGGUGGGGAGUUCAUGGAAUCUACCGUUUCGAACUGUUGCCGGACAACACGACAGUUACGAGGUCUACUGCGCUCAACUGCAAAGACUGGCCAACAAGAUCCGCAAGAAGCACCCGAAGCUCGACAACGUUCGCCUGCUGCACGAUAACGCGCCCUCACAUCGCGAAGAAGACUUCCCAGAAAAGUCUGGAGCUCGGAUGGGAAGUUCUACCGCACCAACCGUACAGCUCGGACCUGGUUCCGAGCGACUACCACCUCUUCCAAUCGCUUCAGCAUUGCCUGGAAGAGAAGCAAUACGAUGAUCGUGACCACCUCGAAAAUGAACUUCGGGCUUUCUUCGCCUCAAACUCGCCGGAAUUCUACGCCAAAGGAAUCCGUAAUCAUGUGAGACGUUGGCAGAAGGUUGUCGAUGUUGAUGGAGAUUAUUUCGUCGAAUAA